AUGAGCUCUGUCAUCUUUUUCACAUUAGCUUCAGCACUUCUUGGACUUGCGGCCUCCGAGUCCUCCCGUGUAAUCGAUGCUAAUUUCGCCGAUCCUUGCGUGGUUCAAACAAGUGACGGGUAUUAUGCCUUCGCCACGAAUGGAAACGGCGUGAAUGUCCAGGUCGCAUCAUCUUCCGACUUCUCAACGUGGAACCUGAUGUCAGGCACGGACGCCCUGCCCGGCCCAUUCCCAUCUUGGGUCGCAUCAUCGCCUGCUAUCUGGGCCCCCGACGUGAUUCAAAAGAAUGACGGGACAUUCGUGAUGUAUUUCUCUGCUGCUUCAAGCGAAGAUUCUAGUAAGCACUGUGUUGGUGCUGCCACUUCUCCAAGUAUCACAGGACCGUACACCCCACAGGAUGGUGCAUUGGCUUGCCCGUUGAGUCAGGGCGGUGCAAUUGAUGCAGAUGGAUUUAGUGACGGAGGCGCUUACUACGUUGUCUAUAAGAUUGACGGAAACAGUCUUGAUGGUGAUGGAACUACUCAUGCUACUCCCAUCAUGCUGCAGGGUCUGAACUCGGACGCGGUCACUCCCAAUGGAGAUCCCAUCCAGCUGCUUGACCGUGACGAUGCCGAUGGGCCGUUGAUCGAGGCUCCAAGCCUUGCAAACGUAGGCGGGACCUACUAUCUUUCGUUUUCUUCCAAUAUGUACGACACGACCAACUACGAUGUUAGCUAUGCCACAGCUUCAGCGCUCACUGGACCCUUCACCAAAGUCCAGGCACCCAAUGCCCCUCUGCUUGUAUCUGGGGACUCGAGUAAUGUGGGAAGUCUGGCAGGACCUGGUGGUGCCGACUUUAGCGCGGAUGGUUCGAGAAUUAUAUUCCAUGCCUUUGAGAAUGGCCAAAACAUUGACGAUGGCCGCGCGAUGUAUGUUGCAGAAAUUAGUGUUUCUGGUGGUGUGAUCACUGUCCAGUGA
Molecule: messenger RNA, 957 nt
Organism: Penicillium longicatenatum
Lineage: Eukaryota; Fungi; Ascomycota; Eurotiomycetes; Eurotiales; Aspergillaceae
Product: glycoside hydrolase family 43 protein
Exons: 2
Coding region: 1-957 (318 amino acids)
Biological process (GO): carbohydrate metabolic process
Molecular function (GO): hydrolase activity, hydrolyzing O-glycosyl compounds
Source: RefSeq, a predicted model, not a curated record